AUGAUGAGUGUACGAUCUGGGACGGGACCUGUGGCCAGUGGUCCGUUGAGCGACAAGUGCGUCGCAUCUAUGGCGCAAAAAUGGACAUGGAUCCUUCACUUGUUGUUGAAGAUCAACCAGGCGCGUCGGAUCUGGUACUCAGAUCAAGAUUAUGAUGAAUGUGUAUACUACCACGAAGGAAGUGAUCUGUACGCGGAUGAUGUCGUCGGUCAGACGGCGGUACUGCCAGAAGUGCCUGUGACGACGGAAGAUACCCCAGAAGAAAAUGAUCGGAUUCGCCAAACGAUCUGGAAGUUCCGACACCUCUUGAUCGGCAAAGGAAAUGCCCUUCCGCCCGCGGUCAGAGGUGUUGAAUGCGAUAUCGAUGUCGGAGGAGCGAGGCCUAUCGCCCUGAAGUGUAGUAAGUUGCGGAUCCAGUUCAAGGAGAAGCUUGCAGGCUUGAUCAAGGGUCUGCUAUCUGCCAAGAUGGUCAAUUACUCUAGAUCACCGUUGUCCAUCGGUUACCGGUUGGUUAACUGUGUAACUCAGCUGAUGAUCUACCCAAUGCCCUUGAUCAACGACCUACCCGAAGAUCUAGAGUCAACACUCUGUCGAAGUCGAAUGCCAUUCGGCUUGAAGAAUGCGCCCCAGAUCUAUCAACGUAUGAUCGACAACACGCUAUAUGGAUUCACCCGAAUCCCGAAGUCUGAAGACUACAGAAGAACUUUGGAUGCAUUUGAGGACGGGGGACCGGCGGAUUCAGGUAAGCCGUCGGCGCUUAGGCGUAGAUCAUAUAUCGACGACAUCCUUAUCCCAGCCAAUAACUGGGGUCAACUAUGUGAUCGGGUGGAAUAUCUGGGUCAUAAGAUCUCCCACAAUGGCCUGGAGGCGAACCCGAAGGACCUGUCGGAAUUGAAGGAUUCUGCAUUUCCAGGAUUAUUUAGAGCCAUGCAGUCAUUUUUGGGAAGUCUAAACUAUUACAGCCGAAUUAUCGAAUACUACGCGAUCUUCGCGUCAGUUCUGUAUGAUUUGCGAGAAAUCGACUUCACUUUGAUGGUAAAAGAGACCACCCAAGCUCAGAUCCAACGAGUGCUAGAAGCAGCGAAUGCGGAUCCAGAAUCACAGGAGGGUCAAGUGAUCGACGAUCAAAAGUCUCUGGAUCUGGAGGCACAAGAUCUCACUGGAGUGGGUCCACGAUGGAUCCACGCCUAUCGAUCUUUCGGCGUGCUUAAGUCCAAGAUCGCCUUUACUCCGAUCUUACGACACAUUGAUCCAUGUCGAAGUGCUACGGUUGUAGUAUAUGCUAGUGACGGGGCCGUUUCGGGAUCGUUGAUGCAGGAGUAUGACAAGAUCUACUACCGCGUGAUGUUUGCGAGUCAUACCUUGAAGUCAAAUGAGCCGACUUAUGACAUCGCGGAGAAGGGGGUACUGGCCUUGCUGCGGAUCCUAGAUCUUAACUACAAUGCCUUGGUCGGACAUCCGAUCCGUGUGGUGACCCGGCAUUUUAUUUUGGCGCGGCUCUUCAUAUCUACAGCCUUGCAGGGACGGUUAGGUCAGUGGGCUGCUCUACUGUCGCCAUGGACUCUCGAGACCUCCAAGUGUGUCAAGGGUGAAGAUAAGAUCCUGGGAGCAUUGGCGGCGGGUAUCACGCCUAGAGCACAGGUGGAUAAGGCGUUAAUCUCGAUUGCCCCUAAAAAGGAGCAAAGACGCAAGAUCCAGGCUCCGAAACCCACUAUUGAAUGCGAUAAAGAUCUAUAA
Messenger RNA from Phytophthora megakarya, 1737 nucleotides. Lineage: Eukaryota; Oomycota; Peronosporomycetes; Peronosporales; Peronosporaceae. The record is from the annotation of a GenBank genome assembly.